Messenger RNA from Fusarium venenatum, 954 nucleotides. Lineage: Eukaryota; Fungi; Ascomycota; Sordariomycetes; Hypocreales; Nectriaceae. The record is from RefSeq and is a predicted model, not a curated record.
AUGGGCAGAACUUGGAUAGUCUUCGACCCCGUCAAAAAGAAAGAACACAAUUGGCUCGAACAACUAGGUCCAGCACCAGAUGCCCAUGCUGUAAUAAGCACGGGAUUGAAACGUUCUUGGGAUUUUGCAACAAGGGCUACUACCUGGGAGGAGUGGAAGGAAAUAGAGAAUCGUCAAGCCAAGGGAAAGAGGCGAAAACGAUUGCCAUGUGUGCAAACCCAAAAUCCGCAUGGCUUCUCACGGAAUCCUAUGCGACCACUCCUACCAGACCAUAUACGCGCUCUCGUCAAUACCUUUUGCGACCCAAGUAUCAGAGAGCCCAUGCUCAACAACCCGGACUUGUACAAAGACUUGAGACUCUAUGUACGCUUUGGAGAGGUCUCACCCCCAGGCGAAGCCAAGAGUACAGAGCUGAGCCGGCCUGUCUACUUCGACCAACUUCUCAAAGGCAUACGUUCCGAAAUGAGGACGAGAGCCAUACAAAUGGGAGUCGCGCUUGCAAUUAUCCAUUGCAAUUGUAAAUACGAUGCAGCUGGUGUCAAGUUCCAGCUUGCCCUCCAUCCCAAAAAACGAAAGGUGAUGUUGUGGCCGACCAACUUUGAACACUGCAAGACCUUUAAGAGCAGCUCAGAGAACAUUGAUCUCAAGUUGGCACUGGCUAUUGCAAAGAACCCCACGUGGCCGAGGCCGCCCGGCAUGUUUGGGUUUCUGAAGAGGGACAGUCGACUGGCGCCAGAAGCUCGGGAAACGUGGUAUGUUUUCAGGGAUGCCUACGUGUCUGCAUGUUACAAGCUGAAGAAACCCAAGUUUUCUCCAAUUGAAGUAAUGGAUCGUGUAUUUGGGAUUUACAACCCCAAUAGCACAUGCUACGAUAACCUGCCUGUCGAAGAGAGGGUAAGUCAAAUUGUGCCCCGACUUUGGACUUGGAUGAACGAUUUGGAGGUUUACAAAUAG